AUGAUCAUUCCAACAGACGGCGAUGUAGCCCGACAAAUAGGUCUGCCUUUUGACAAACUGGAUGCGAUUCGCAUCAACUUUAUCCGUGGAUAUUUCAAAAGCGCAAUCGAAGUUGGAUAUGCUUUUGGUGAUCAUAUCGUGCCUGGUAUACGAGAGCUUAUGCAACUUGAUAUCUAUGACGGAGAAGAUCCCAGCAAAUUGCGGCUAACUCUUGUCAGAGCUCCUCUCUGUGAAGCGCGACUUUUAAAUGUAUGUUGA
This is a messenger RNA of Cooperia oncophora, 258 nucleotides long. The record is from the annotation of a GenBank genome assembly. NCBI's taxonomy places the organism in Eukaryota, Metazoa, Nematoda, Chromadorea, Rhabditida, Trichostrongylidae.